AAAUUUCUUUAGACGGAAAAAUGGCUUGCGAAUGUGAUUGUUGCAAAAAUACUGUUUGUUGCCCAAGUGGUGGUGAUUGCUGUAAAGAUGGAUGCAAGAACUGCAAAUGUGCAAAUUGCAAUUGCUCCAAAGAUUGUGGAGCAACUUGUGGCGCCAAUCAACAAUCCUGUUGUGCCAAGUAGAGAGGGGGCGUUGAUUUAUAGUUAAUUGAAUGAGGGAUAAAUUAAAUAUUUUGGAAAUAAAAAAUAAAAUAUUUGGCAUUAUUGACAUAAAAUAUGUUACUUUUGGAUAAAUUUUGGA
Meloidogyne enterolobii is the source of this 300-nucleotide messenger RNA. NCBI's taxonomy places the organism in Eukaryota, Metazoa, Nematoda, Chromadorea, Rhabditida, Meloidogynidae. The record is from the annotation of a GenBank genome assembly.